GUUUUGUCAACUCAAAUUGGACAUUUGUUUGGAGCAAUCGCGUUAAGUUUCCGAAAUGGAACCAUUUUUAAUCGGUUUCCUAAUCGCGAUUUCGAUAUUCUUCGUAACUUCAGUAAUUGUGGCAAUAAGACGCAAACAACGAUCAGCGCAAAAUGUUGGCUACGUAAUCAGUGAGGGUGCACCAGGUAGGUAUCCCGCUCAGCAGUACCCGCCUCCAGCAUAUCAGCAUAGUGUGCAACCAGUAGCCUAUGUUUAUCCAGGCCAGAACUACAGCCACGUUGGAGUGCAGUUGCCCAUGCAAAUGUCGGGAAUGCAAGGUCCAGCGCCAGGCAUGCAACCUUAUCCAGCUAUGCAACACCGUGAUUUGAACCCGCCUGGAACGACGCCUGCGCCGGAACCCACAGUUCUCCAAGCAAGUGUCGAGAAACCCGUCAGCCAGCAAACCCACCAAGGAGCCGUUGAAUCAGUUAGUCAAAUCUAAGGAGCAUUUUGACCAUUUUCAUAUUUAUUAUUAAUUUAGGCAAACUGAGUUAUGUUACUUUACAAAUCUACAUUAAUAACGAAUUAAUGAAUUUAAA
Messenger RNA from Drosophila grimshawi, 578 nucleotides. Its product is annotated as zinc finger CCCH domain-containing protein 4-like. The record is from RefSeq and is a predicted model, not a curated record. Bases 56 to 481 code for a protein of 141 amino acids. The transcript has 4 exons. NCBI's taxonomy places the organism in Eukaryota, Metazoa, Arthropoda, Insecta, Diptera, Drosophilidae.